This is a messenger RNA of Paramecium tetraurelia, 969 nucleotides long. RefSeq lists its product as uncharacterized. Lineage: Eukaryota; Ciliophora; Oligohymenophorea; Peniculida; Parameciidae. The record is from RefSeq and is a predicted model, not a curated record. The transcript has 5 exons.
AUGGAUAAAAUAGAAAAAAUAUAUGACUACAUCAGAGAAAAAGGAAGCAAAUAGUUAUUCAUCCUAAUCUCGAUACAAAUGUCAUUCCUAAUAAUAUCAUGCGUCACCUUUAUUAUACUUGAAAACAAUUAAACUGAUGCAGAAUACAGAAGAGAAAAUUUAUACAAAUGGUUGAUUUUAUUAUUGUUUAGUUUAUCCUAAUACUAUUAUGCCUGGCAUUCAAUUAUCAAGAAAAACAUGUUAGAAUUGCUUGCUUAUCUAAUAAUAUCUAUAUGCACAACCACAGCUAGUACAUUACGCUAUUUCUACAUCAGUAUGAAUGAAGAAUUAGACCACAAAAUAUUGGUUUAAAGUGUUUGUUACAUAUAUAUUGUUUUUUCAAUAUUUGUGCAAAUUGUGGGAUUGAUUUCUUAUAAAUACUUCUUAGAAGCCUUCAGAGAUGAAAUAUUUAAAAAAAUAGGAGCCUCUGUGAAUGAGUAGAAUAAGUUUAAAUGGUUUACUUCAUUUGAAUGCCUUCUAGAAGUUUAUGCUUAAUUAACACUUUUGAUCUUUGUCACUUUCUUUUUUUUCUUUGAUACUUCAAUAGAUGACUAGAAAUAGGUUCACCUUAUUGCAGAUAUCUGUGCAAUAGUAAUAAUUAUAAUUGGAUUUGCCAUUGGUUAUAUAGGAGUGAAAAAAAGACAACUCAAAUUAGUCUAUUUAUAUUUUGGAGUUGCCUUCCUAAUUUGCAUUGCUGAGAAUGUCAAACUGUUUUUAUUUUUAUAGUAUUAUGAUUAUUAAUUCGAAAAAAUACAUUUAGAUUGGGCAACAUUUUCAAUAAUCACAAUAGUUUUCUCUAGCAGCAUAAUUGUGUUGGGAUAUAAUUUCUAUUAUGGAUAUAAAUGUGUCUAGUUGAAAUUGAUGGAUAUCAAGACUUUUGAUGCGGAUAAAAAUUCGAACGAUCAUUUUUUAUCAUAAUAUGACUACUGA